Balaenoptera musculus (blue whale) is the source of this 2050-nucleotide messenger RNA. RefSeq names its product centrosomal protein 19 (gene CEP19). The record is from RefSeq and is a predicted model, not a curated record. The coding region runs from base 583 to 1074 and encodes 163 amino acids. Gene Ontology annotation, biological process: microtubule anchoring at centrosome; trans-Golgi to periciliary membrane compartment transport. Gene Ontology annotation, cellular component: centriole; centrosome; ciliary basal body. NCBI's taxonomy places the organism in Eukaryota, Metazoa, Chordata, Mammalia, Artiodactyla, Balaenopteridae. The transcript is spliced from 3 exons.
CAGCGUCGGUGGGGGUGGUGUUGAAGGCUACGGCUGGCGAGCAGGUGAGUCCAGCCGCCUCCCAGAGGAGUAGCCAGGCCACCGCCCGGACGGCCACGGCCGGGGGAGCCAGGACGCCGGAGAACGCGCGCCCCAGAAGAGCGCGCGGGGACAAAAUGCGGUCGGAGGAACCUGCGCACGCCUCACACCGCUCCUAGAGCGCGCUGUCACGGAGUUAGGGACCGGGACGGAAGACUCGCUGCGCGCACGCCAGCGGUUCACCCGUUACCCUGCUCCCCGCAUCCCCGGUCCCGGAAUGUUCUGGCGUCAAGGAGGCCGCGGUCCCGCCCCCUCGUCGCCCCGCCCCUCGCACUCCCGGUCGGGGGCGGAGCGAGGAGCUGCGCAAGCGCCGUGACGUAUGCCAGGGCAGUUGCUCUAGGGACCGCUCCGCGGUCCUCCAGCAUGACUGCGAGACCCGCGCGGUGUCCUGAGAACAGCCAAGCCCAGCUCCCGACGUCCACCUCCAAUUCCAGCAGGAAGUCAUUACGCGACUGACACAUUUUCAUCAGAUUUCCUCUGAUUUACCGUGAAGUGUAUGUGAGAAUGAUGUGCACUGCCAAGAAAUGUGGAAUUAGGUUCCAGCCUCCGGCUGUUAUCUUAAUCUAUGAGAAUGAAAUGAAGGGGAAAAGUCGCCAGCGCAUCAUGCCAGUCCGAAACUUUUCAAAGUAUUCAGAUUGCAGCAGAGCUGCUGAACAAUUAAAGAAUAAUCCACGACACAAGGGUUACCUGGAACAGGUAUCCCUGAAGCAACUAGAGAAGUUAUUCAGUUUUUUACGAGGUUACUUGUGGGGGCAGAGUUUGGCAGAGACAAUGGAACAAAUUCAGCGGGAAACAACCAUUGAUCCUGAGGAAGACCUGAACAAACUAGAUGACAAGGAACUUGCCAAAAGGAAGAGCAUCAUGGAUGAACUUUUUGAGAAAAAUCAGAAGAAGAAGGAUGAUCCAAAUUUUGUUUAUGACAUUGAAGUGGAGUUCCCACAGGACGAACAACUACAGUCCUGUGGCUGGGACACAGAGUCAGCUGACGAGUCCUGAUAACCAAAAACUAAAACAAAAAUUAUUGGGUAGUAGAAAAUCCAUGUUUAUACAAGACCAUAGAUUGAUUGUAGAAAAAUCUGUAAAGAACACUAUGCAUAUUGGUUCACGUUUGGAUUGACCAUGUUACUUUUCAAAACAAAGAUAUGUAGAGCAUCUACUAUGUAGGUGCAUAUGGAAUAUAGGGAAAACAGAAUAUAGGAAUCUGCCUUUAAGGAGCUUACAGUCUAAUUGGAAGAUAAGUCAAAAGCUUAUGAAAAGCUAGUUUAGUGGUAUUAGGCAGCAUUAGAUCCAAAUGCUUGAUAAAGGCUAGAGAGGAUCAGAACCUAGAUUACGGUAGGGUAGAAUAGUCAGGGAGGACUUUGUCCUUCAGUGGCAAGAUGGUACUUUGCCUGGCCCUUGAAAUGGUAGUAUUUGGAUAGAAGCUUAUAUAGGAUUCCAGAUUAAACUGGGAGGAAAAAAAGGGGGAUGUUGCAGGGGAUUGGUAAAGAGAUAGGAAUUAGAACGUUUUAUUUGAGGAACAGUAAGCAAAUUAUAGUUUGAUAAGAUCAGAGGGCAUAUAUGGUUGCCAGGGGAUUAUCCUUUAUGCACUGUCUUUAUAUCUAUUUAACUCUGGAGUAGAAGAGUACCCCUGCAGAAUGCCCUGCAGCUUCAAGUGGAUGUAAUCUGAUGGAUAGCAGGGGAAUUCUGCCCCAUGCCCCUGUCCCAGUAUCAGGAAAUAUGUACUAAAGACAUUCUGAAACCCUGAACCUCUUCCCAUAAAUAAGAGGUUUGUUUGUAAAAUGGGAAAUCUACCCAUAAUAAAUGAACAUAUGUAAGGCCAGUUUAGGCCUAUUCAUGAGUUUGUAUCUCCAAAGAGAAGAUCUUUGUUGGACAAGGUUAUAUAUGUACAGAUAUAUCUUUCUUCAUAUUAGAAUAUUAUUUAAUUGGUAGAAAUCCUGUUUUCUGCAAGGAAAUUAAUACCCAUUAAAUAAAG